This is a messenger RNA of Penicillium canescens, 909 nucleotides long. RefSeq names its product 3-isopropylmalate dehydrogenase LEU2 (gene leu2A). Gene Ontology annotation, biological process: L-leucine biosynthetic process. The record is from RefSeq and is a predicted model, not a curated record. Gene Ontology annotation, molecular function: magnesium ion binding; NAD binding; 3-isopropylmalate dehydrogenase activity. NCBI's taxonomy places the organism in Eukaryota, Fungi, Ascomycota, Eurotiomycetes, Eurotiales, Aspergillaceae. Gene Ontology annotation, cellular component: cytosol. The coding region runs from base 1 to 909 and encodes 302 amino acids. The transcript is spliced from 8 exons.
AUGUCUGCCUUCAACGUCGUUGUCUUUGGUGGUGACCACUGCGGUCCUGAGGUUACUGCCGAAGCUAUCAAGAUUCUUCGUGUCAUUGAAAAAAACCGUGAUGUCACCUUCAACCUGCAGGACCACCUCCUCGGCGGUGCCCUCACCGCUGCUAAGAAUGCCGACGCCGUUCUCCUUGGUGCCAUCGGCGGACCUAAAUGGGGAACUGGCGCCGUCCGCCCGGAGCAAGGAAUCCUCAAGCUCCGCAAAGAAAUGGAAGUAUGCCGGGGCGUAGACUUCAACAUCAUCCGCGAGCUGACCGGCGGCAUCUACUUCGGCGAGCGCAAGGAAGAUGAUGGCAGCGGCUUCGCAAUGGACACAGAGCCCUACAGCCGCCACGAGAUCGAGCGCAUCACCCCUACUUCACGUCUGUGGCGCAAGGUCGUUACUGAGGUUAUGGCUAAGGAGUUCCCUCAAGUCUCUAUCGGUCACCAUCUCAUUGACUCCGCUGCUAUGCUUAUGGUUAAGGAUCCGAGGAAGCUGAACGGUAUUGUUGUUACUAGUAACCUCUUCGGUGAUAUCAUUAGCGAUGAGGCUAGUGUUAUUCCUGGUUCGUUGGGUUUGCUGCCUAGUGCUAGUUUGAGUGGUGUUCCUGAUGGCAAGGCUCGUGUUAACGGUAUCUACGAGCCUAUUCACGGUUCUGCCCCUGAUAUCGCUGGCAAGGGUAUUGUAAACCCCGUUGCUGCUAUCCUCUCCGUCGCUAUGAUGAUGCAGUACUCCUUCAACAUGUUCGACGAGGCUCGCAUCAUCGAAAAGGCCGUCAGCAACGUUAUCGAGGCUGGUGUUCGCACUGGCGACAUCGGCGGCAAGGCCAAGACCGCCGAGGUUGGUGACGCCGUCGCCGCUGAGCUGGAGAAGCUGCUCAAGUAA